AGUGGCGCUGUUGCAUACUUGUGGUGGCGCUGCUGUGUGAAUCUCUCUUUACGUUUUUGGUGGUCGUUCUUCUCGUUGCGCUAAGCAAAGUGCGAACUUUUAUAUCCGUCGUGAUAUAAGAGAUCUGUUAAAUUUAUUGCCAGAACCAUGGUUCAGAAAAAGCCGAAGAAGAAGGUAGGAAAAAAGGUGGCUGCUGCACCUUUGGCAGUCAAGAAGAUUGAACCCAAAAAGCAAACUAAUCCCUUGUUUGAAAAACGUACUCGUAAUUUUGGUAUUGGACAGGAUAUUCAACCUGCCCGUGAUUUGAGCCGCUUUGUAAAAUGGCCCAAAUAUAUUCGUAUUCAACGGCAGAGAGCUGUACUGCAGAAAAGACUGAAAGUACCACCACCAAUCAAUCAAUUUACACAGACAUUAGAUAAACAAACAGCAACACAAUUGUUCAAAAUGUUAGAAAAAUAUAGACCUGAAUCAGCUACUAUGAAAAAGAUGAGGCUAAAAGCUAGAGCUGAACAAAAAGUUACAAAAAAAGAAGAUACACCAACAAAAAAACCUAAUAUGCUACGUAGUGGAACAAACACUGUCACUACCCUUGUAGAACAAAAAAAAGCUCAGCUUGUGGUAAUCGCUCAUGAUGUUGAUCCAAUUGAGGUUGUUUUAUUUUUACCAGCCCUUUGUCGUAAAAUGGGCGUACCUUAUUGUAUUGUGAAAGGUAAAUCACGGUUGGGACGUCUUGUCAGGCGUAAAACUUGUACUGCAGUGGCUUUGGUACAGGUUGAUUCCGGCGAUAGAGCCAAUUUCUCGAAAUUGGUUGAAGCAAUUAAGACAAACUUUAAUGAUAGAUACGAUGAAAUCCGACGUCAUUGGGGUGGUGGUCUGUUGGGCAGUAAAUCUGCUGCUAGGAUAGCUAAAUUAGAGAAGGCUAAAGCAAAAGAACUUGCACAAAAGCAGGGUUAAAUAUCUAUCUGGUCACUGAAUAUUGUUUUCUAUGUACAACAAUAAAACAGAAAAU
Frieseomelitta varia is the source of this 1009-nucleotide messenger RNA. RefSeq names its product 60S ribosomal protein L7a (gene RpL7A). Bases 148 to 954 code for a protein of 268 amino acids. The transcript is spliced from 6 exons. NCBI's taxonomy places the organism in Eukaryota, Metazoa, Arthropoda, Insecta, Hymenoptera, Apidae. Gene Ontology annotation, biological process: ribosome biogenesis. The record is from RefSeq and is a predicted model, not a curated record. Gene Ontology annotation, cellular component: ribonucleoprotein complex.